CCACAGUGUAAAAUGUAAACAGAAAGAGUGAGAUGUGAAAUACAUCGCAGGCGAAGUCUUGUUAAACAUGUGGAUCAACAAGGAAAAAGAUAUGAAGCGAAUUUGUAAUUGAGUUGCAGAACUGACAGGUGAUAUUCAUGCUCCAGUAGGGAAGCUCCAUCGGUGCAUUCAGUCAUGUCAUGGAAAGGGGCGACCCCUAGCACACAGUUUGGGGCUAGCAGUAACACAACUGGGACAGGCAGUAAUGUCCCAGAUUACCAGAAAAUGCUCCAGCAUCAUAUAUUCUCAUCAGGCUGGGGCACGAGUGCAAGUAAGGCAACAUCUGAUCGCUACAAUCGUCAUACAUCUUAUCCUGCAGUGUCCCCUCCAGGGACUAUCAGUCCCCCUCUAGCCACACGGAAUAGACACACAGACAGUCUAGGAACCACAAACUAUAGUGAUCCCAAGAUAUAUAAUAGUUACAAGCCAUCAAAAUAUGGCCUAUCUUCGGACACUCAGUAUGAUGUCUCCUACGUCAACAAAGAAUUUGGGGAACUCAAUGUGGAAAAUACUGUGAAUGUUAUAACUGAUGAUACUUUCGAUAAAACUGCUCCGUAUGCAUCGAAAAAGUAUGAAUAUAAGGGUUAUGAUUCAUCAGACCCAUACAAGAAAAGGAGUAAAACAAACAGUUAUGUGUCAUCUCGGCCAAGGACUACCGAUUUUGACUUGGAGAGACCAAAUAUUGCAGCAGACGACUCCGAUUGGUCCUCUCCAAAUAAGCGAACGUCAUUGGAUGAUGUACCACAAAAUUUGUUUAUGACCCCAGCUCGUAGUCGGUCAUCAGUUACUGAGGCAGUUGACUAUGGUCGGACAGAAAGACAAGCCAGAAAAACUGUAACCACAGGAAAAUCUACAUUAGAUGAUCUGUACAGUGACAAACAAUACUUAGAAAAUGGAGAUGCCCAUGUGGCAGAGCGACCUCCCCGCACACGGGGGAGAGACUCUACAGGGCGACGCCCAGUAUCUAUGGGGGCAGUGUCAAGUGACUUAACUAACUGGCAAAAACACCACCAAGACCAAAUGGUGCAUCAACAAAUAGAGAAAGAGGGUGGAUUUGGGAAAACUGGCGGUCAAGUCUUCGACCGCUUGUUUAAUCAAGUCACUAAUGGGGAUGACAACCCAGAUAAGUGGAACUCGGUCAAGCAUGCAGCCGAUGCUGUCAUAUCAGAUAAGGAUAUGUACAUUAACAAACUGAAAAUGCAGAACAUGCAGCUGGAAGAGGAUAACAAACAGUAUGAGGCGAAACUUCGACGAGCAUUAAUGAGUGAAUCUGACCAGGGCAAUGAAGCUUAUUCACAGAUUAAGGAACUGGAGAUGAAGAAUGUUACAUUAAAAUCUGAAUUGUCUGAGUUGAGGUCGAGAAACAAGGUUGAGCUUGAGGAAUUGGAAAUCAAACUGGGAGCUGCUGAACAUGAAGUGAUGCAAUUGAGAACAGCACUCAGAAAACGAGCACCAGAAUUCCAAGAUGAUAUGCACUCAAAGAUUGACCAAUUGGAAGACGAGAAAGAAGAAUGGAAGAUGAAGUUCUUGGAGGUGAAAGAUGCUCAUCACGGCCUGAAACAGAAACAAGAGGAAUUACAACGCUAUCUCACUAGUCUGCCAACACUAGAGGAGGCCUCCAGACAAGAUGAAGAGAUUAGAGCCUAUAGUGAAGAAACCAAGCUGCAGAAGGAGCGGAUCGAGGAACUAGAACAAGAACUGUUUGACACACGCAAAGUUCUCUCUUCUCGCGACCUCCACAUAGAGGAAGUGGAGAACAAAGGGACACAACUAGGGGAGAAACUGUCCAUCCUCACUGAACAGAUAGAUCACUUCAAGUCUGUUGGCCAGGGAGCAGCACUUAGACAAAAGGAAGAAGAGCUGCAGAAAUUACAGGAGGAGAAUGAUAGGCUUUCUAUGGACCUGGAAAAGGCAAAGAAGUUACUGGAGACAUGUCAUCGUAAGAUCCGUCACCAGGAUGUGAAGCACCAGAACAGUGUAAGACAGAUGGAGGAGAGGCUAAGUCAGGAGGAGGAGAUGGUCAACGCUCUGAGGGAGGAUGGACGCCUUAGAGAAGAGCAAGGCAGCAAGAUAAAGAACACACUUAAACAGCUGCAGACCCAAAACCAAGAAUUACUGGAUCAGAACCUGACAAUGAGAGAGCAUAUUAAGCACCUAGAACAACAGCAUAGUGAGGACAACCAACGCCUACAGAGACAGUUCACCACUGAGCUUGGCAUCUGCUUUUCCGAGCUCCAGGCACUUGUUCAAAUCUGUGUGCAGCGUGCUGAGGGUCAGGACCCUAAUAUGUCUGACCUACUAGGGGUCAGAGCCGAUGUAGAGACAGCAGCAAAUGGGGGACCACAAGUCGAGGCCCAGACCAUGAAACAGUGGCUGUCAAAGACACAGGAACUCCGCACAGAAAUAGAACAGCUGAGGGUGAUGAUCUGCAAUAAAUAUGCUGAGGACAUUGGGGAUAACCUUAACUGUACAACACAGUAACCACCUCAGAUGAAUGAUAAACCACCACGGCAGAUAUAUAAACCAUUACUUCAAAUAUGACACAAUGAUAAAAGGACCCAUCGUCUCCUGUCUUCCUGUUACUGGUUACUGUACUAUCAUGUUACACACUGACUCGUGUUCAGUGUGUCUGUCAGUCGUCCAGAUAUCGUAGUUAAAGGUUAAAUCUGGAAUAUGAUAAAGUAGAAUCUGAACUUAAUACAAAGUCUUAACUAUAUGUAGGUCACGGAGAAAUAUUUUCAAAUCUAUUAUUAAAUUUUUGUUGUGCAGACAAAAUAUCACUGUAUAGUGAAUUGAAUCUCUAGUCAUGGAUUAAUAUUAUCCAGUAAAGAAUUUUAUGUAGUUUAGAAUUAGAAUUUAGACAUUUCAUAUACACUGAAAAGUGCAGGGAUUAGACUAGCAUUUUAAUCCACCUACCAUUAUUUGUGAAAAUGAAAAUGUCACCUAAAAAGUUUCAUAGGGGAAGUUACAUAUUAUUGGUCAUGCUAUCAAUUACAUUACAAACUGUCUUGAAGUUAGAUUUGCAUAACAUAGAUAUACUCCUUUACUUCAUUUGGAGAUGGUCUAGAUUGAAAUAGAUGUGUUUUACUGUUUGUUAACUAAGCUGAAGUCCCUCAAUUUCAUCUGUUUGUAAACUUAUUUGAUUAACUCCAUUUUAGUGACAUUGAAAAAGAUUGAUAUAAUAAAACUAAUGUUUCAGUUAUAAGGUUCAACCUGAAGGAAAUUUUGCUUAAACAAAGUACAAUACACAUUUAUAUGGAAAUAUUUGUUUUUUGUAAAAGAAUUAUUAACUAAUCGAGUGCUGAAACAUAGAUUAAAUGAUUAAAUUUCAAAUUAUAAAAUGUAUAUAGAAGUGAGAAUUGUUAAGUUACACAUAUCAGGAGUGAAAGCCAUGUAGUUAUGUCUGGAUAGAUGAUACAGGUAAAUACCUUGUCACCAUCAUUUCAUGUUCAUACCAGUUUGAAUCUAGAGAUGUAUAACCAGCAUGUUCAUAUCUAUAGAACCAUUGUAGAGUAAAAUUUUAUCUAACAUAUUAACGUAACGGGGAAUUUGAGUGAUUGUUCAUAUAUAUAGCUUUAUAUAGCUGAUAAGAAAACAGAGGCAGCUUGUAUGGAGUUUUCUCUCUGCUGAAAUCAUUACCAUAAAAAUAAUUAUAUAUCUCACUUUUUGGGGGUUGUGGGUGGAGAGAUGCUCCAUUGAUUAUGCUCAGUGUAAGGGAGAUAACCCCAUACUUUAUUUACCUACAAUCGCACAGCAGUUGUAAAAAUUGAAGUCACCAGUACUUGUACUCAACAUUAUUUUGAUUCCAUAUAUCAUUUUCCUUUUCCUUCAUUAUCAUUGAAGACAAUGUUUUCUUCAUUUCAUAUUUAAAGAAAACCGAAAAUGCCACCAAUGUAUAUUUAACCAGGAAAUUAAGUAUUCACAGAAAAUAUACAAAGAGAAAUCCAUGUAUAGGAUAGAAGUCAACAAACUUAGUAUUACCAUGUUAUCCAGACAAAAUAUUAAGCCAAGAUGAUAUUCUUUAAUGUAAAUACUUUUAAAAAUGUUUGUUGUUUUUGUGUGCAAUUAAGGAAAAAAACAAACAAACAAAAAGAACACAAAAAUAUUUUGUACAUAAUAUACCUUUGUUGAU
Messenger RNA from Ylistrum balloti, 4171 nucleotides. RefSeq names its product centrosomal protein of 85 kDa-like. The record is from RefSeq and is a predicted model, not a curated record. Bases 175 to 2520 code for a protein of 781 amino acids. Lineage: Eukaryota; Metazoa; Mollusca; Bivalvia; Pectinida; Pectinidae. Gene Ontology annotation, cellular component: centrosome. The transcript has 13 exons.